This is a messenger RNA of Ahaetulla prasina, 7298 nucleotides long. It is a transcript of the gene FBXL4, whose product is annotated as F-box and leucine rich repeat protein 4. Gene Ontology annotation, biological process: SCF-dependent proteasomal ubiquitin-dependent protein catabolic process. The transcript has 8 exons. Bases 1885 to 3750 code for a protein of 621 amino acids. NCBI's taxonomy places the organism in Eukaryota, Metazoa, Chordata, Lepidosauria, Squamata, Colubridae. The record is from RefSeq and is a predicted model, not a curated record. Gene Ontology annotation, cellular component: SCF ubiquitin ligase complex. Gene Ontology annotation, molecular function: protein binding.
UAUAUUACUUAAGGACAUUUGAGCUCUGACACUUCCUUAUCCGUGCUCCCUGCUCAUCUUACAAGAAUAAUUAUUGAAGAUAUUUGAAUGCUGUCUUUAAGAAAUCAAGCGGGGAAACAAUAAAGGAUACAGUAAAUUUCAACAUAAACCACAACAAAGUAAUAAAAACCCUAGCCUAAAAGCAGACCUACUAAAAAUACUUAAAAAUGCUAAAUGAAAGCAAGAUUUUAUUAUGACUGCUUUGAAAAGCAAGUGGGAACCAAUUGUAGCUUCAAAGAGAAACUGGGAACAACUUUAAAAGCUUCUUGAUUGGAGUUUGGUUGUUUCUCUCUCUGUGUGUAUGUGUGUGUUCAGGUUGGUCUUUUGAGUGACCAACAGGAGAAGUUUCUCUAGUUUUCUUGGUAAGAUUUGAAAAGUGAUAUGUCAUUGCCUGCUCUCUUGGGCUGAAAGAGAAUGACUGUAGGGCAGGUCAAAUCUUAAAGCAGCAGUUCCCAGAAUUAAUUUCUGAGACAACUAUUGUAUCAAUUAGAAAUUGAUCAGUUUUGCAUCAACUACAUUGGACCACUGAAUGGCAGGGGAGAUUGUUAUUGUACAAAGUAGGGAAGCCUGGCAUAUAUUUCUUGAAGCCAGAAUGUCAGGGCAACUUGGUCCUUGAAAAAUGUUGGUUGACUAACAGUGUCAACCUCAGAUUCUUCUGGCCUGCUGUAAGGUUUAGCUAAUUACCACCAACAUUUAAUUGAAACUCCUUUUUUAUGCCCAAUUAUUCUAUUGACAUCUAACCCAGGGGUGUCAAACUCACAUUGUCAAGGUGGUAUCAUGUGACGUAUUGGGACUUUCCCCCCCUUCGCUAAACUGGGUGCGGGCAGCAUGUGACACAUCCGGCCCAUUGGCCAGGAGUUUAAAAGCCAUGAUCUAAUCACAAGUUUACUCAUUAAAUAAAAAUGAAGAGGUAUUCAUUUACUACCUGUUAAGUUCUAUUUAUUUAAAAUAUUUAUAAUUAUUUUUAUUCUUCACAGAAAAAGUUUACACUUUUUUCUUACGUUCUUACUUACAUUUCUACUCCACUUUCUUACUGUUGGAAGUAAGAGUUAUAGUUUCCCUUUCUUCAACAUGUUGUAUAUAAAUUAAUAUUUAAAUCCCCUUUCCAACAAUCAUUUUAGUUGACUUAGACAAGGGGUAUCACGGGCUGGCCAUGGCCACCCCUGGUUUAGCGAAGGGGGAAAAAGUCAUGAUACGUAGCGUGACGACAAUGCGUGUGACACCCCUGACUUAGACUGUGAAAUCUCAUUCAGUGAGCUUUUGUAAUCAAGGAUACUUGAACCUGGAUGUCCUCAAUCCUAGUGUAUCAUCUUAAUAUGCCACACGGUCUCUCUACUUUCAGAUUUACAAACUUAAAAAAAUAAAAAAGAAAAGAAAAGUUAAAUUAUUUAAACAUGGGUUUUUAUUGGCCAGUUGUGAUAAAUAUGUGGCCUGUUCAGUGAGUCCCAGGUCUUUGUAAAGUGGGACUCAUACUUUGGUUGAUAAUAGAUCUAAUGCCUCCUCUCAGACUGCUUCUUUCAAAUGUGCCUUACCUUGUCAGUAAUCUGAUUAUAGAACUGUUUUUACUGCCUUGCGAAUGUUCAGCAUACGUUUGAGAGGUUACUGGUUCUGAUGCUGUAGACUUGUUUGUCCUAAACCUUGUUUCUGUUGGUACACUAAAUCCCUUUACUCCUAUCCUGGAAAGUAUGGCUAAAUAUAUUUCUUUUGAGUUGCAGACCUUUUCCCAUUUGAUUUCUGGAUAAUCUAAUCUAACAUAACUUCUAUUAAGGAACUCUUCUAUUUUAAACUUCUCACAAAGAAGUCUUGAAGAUACCGACUUUCAGGAGCAUUUUACUACCUGUCUGGAUGUCACCAGCAUUUCCUAUGUUAACAGUUCUGAGUAUGUUUUACUAUAUUUGCCUUCGGCGCCGAGCCAGGACAGCAACAAGAGGAGAAUUGAUGAACAAUCGGAGAGCCAUUGAGUCAAAUAGAUCCCUACCUAUCAAUGUUGAAUUGGUCCAGUAUGCCAAAGAAGUGUUGGACUUCAGCUCACAUUAUGGCAGUGAAAACAGCAUGUCGUAUACCAUGUGGAAUUUGGCUGGAACUCCUAAUGUCUAUCCUAGCUCAGGUGACUUUACACAAACCGCUGUGUUUAGGACCUAUGGAAAGUGGUGGGAUAUGUGCCCUAGCGCACGAAUGCCAUUUACAAGGACCCCACCCAGUUUCCAAAGUCAGGACUAUGUAGAACUUGCGUUUGAGGAACAAGUAUAUCCUACAGCCAUACAUAUUUUGGAAACGUAUCAUCCUGGUGCUGUGGUUAGGAUUUUGGCAUGUUCUGCAAGUCCUUAUUCUCAAAAUCAGCCCAGUGAAGUAAGGUGGGAAACCCUUUGGUCAGAGCUACCUUCCAAGGUGAUUUUGCCUCAGGCACGUCAAUUUACACCUAGUAUCAAACAAAUAAAUUUUCCUAUAAAUUUAAUCCGUUUGGAAAUAAACAGUUCCCUUCUGGAUUAUUAUACUGAGUUGGAUGCUGUAGUGCUACAUGGUUUAAGAGAGAGACCUGUGCAUUUACUCAAUACUCCAAUUAUUGAUAUGAAUGAUCUAGAUGACGAUGAAGAAGGGGAGAGAGAAAGUUACAGCAGCGUGGACAGUCUCAACAAGCAGUUUAGCACUGCUGCCUUCAAAGACUGGACAACUAAUGGAUACUUUGAUAAAUUGCCUUAUGAGCUCAUCCAGUUGAUUUUGAGUCACCUUACAGUUCCGGAUCUAUGUAGACUCUCACAGACAUGUAAGCUACUAUAUCAACAUUGUUGUGAUCCACUACAAUAUAUUCAUCUCAGUUUGCAACCAUAUUGGGCAAGGAUUAAUGAUACAGCUUUAGAAUAUCUGCAGUCUCGUUGUAUCCUGGUCCAGUGGCUUAAUUUAUCUUGGACUGGGAACAGAGGAACCAUUUCAUUUUCUGCUUUUAGCAGGUUCCUGAAAGUUUGUGGUUCAGAACUAGUACGCCUGGAAUUGUCUUGUGGCCAUUUCCUCAAUGAGGCUUGUUUGGAAGUUAUUGCUGACACAUGUUUAAAUUUGCAGGAAUUAAAUCUCUCCUCCUGUGAUAAAAUUCCAUCGCAGGCUUUCAACCACAUUGCCAAAUUGUGCAACCUUACACGUUUAAUUCUUUAUCGAACAAAAAUAGAGCAAACGGCACUGCUCAGCAUUCUGAACUUCUGUUCAGAACUUCAGCACCUCAGCCUGGGAAGCUGUAUAAUGAUUGAGGACUAUGACACAAUAGCUAGUAUGAUGGGAGCCAAAUGCAAAAAACUUCGAACAUUGGAUUUAUGGCGAUGUAAAAACAUUUCUGAAAAUGGAUUAGCAGAGCUGGCUGCUGGCUGUUCACUGUUGGAGGAGCUUGAUCUUGGCUGGUGCCCGACUCUUCAGAGCAGUACAGGAUGCUUUGCAAAACUUGCCCGAAAACUACCAAAUUUGCAAAAGCUUUUUCUGACAGCUAACCGAUCGGUGUGUGAUUCUGACAUUGAAGAACUUGCUGCAAAUUGUACAAAUCUUCGGCAGCUUGAUAUUUUAGGGACAAGAAUGGUAAGCCCGGCUUCUUUAAGGAAAUUGCUGGAGUCUUGUAAAGAAUUGUCCUUACUUGAUGUGUCCUUCUGUUCACAAAUUGAUCACCGAAUUGUCCUAGAACUGAAUGCCAGCUUCCCUAAUGUGCUCAUCAAAAAGAGCUUCACUCAGUGACUCAAUUCAUAUGUUGCCAUAUAGAACUGAUCUGAUGAUUCUACUUCCUGGGAAUUUGUAAUGGUUUUUUUUUUCAAAGAGAAAAUAUAUAUUUUUUGUGAGGCAUGUGGGAAAGGCUAAUUCUUAAUAUGAAGGUCAAAUAUGAAAGAUUUAAAUAAUGGCCAACUAUUUAUUGUGAUACAAUUCUUGUCAAAUGAUUAUUGUUGAAAGCAUCUUGUAAAUGUUAGAAGAUAUAUACUUAAAUGUUCAUUAAGCAUUUAAUCUUACUAGGAUAUUACUAUUAAAAUAAUACAUUUGAGAAAUGGAAAAUAAAAUCAUUUUAAGUUCUGACAUUUACUUUUAAGAUAUAAAUAUUGGAAGAACUUAAAACCUGAAUGUCUUGAAGUAUAACACCUAUUUUAUUCAAAUAGUUUCACCAACCCAUUCAGACUGAGAGCCUUGGUGUUUCUAGUAAAUGCAAUAUAAAGAGUUUGUAGUUUCUGAGUCAUCCAGGUCAUGAUUGUCCCAAAGGUGGUUUUUCAGGAGGUAACUGGACUUUUGAAGAUGUUUUGCUUCUCAUCCAAGAAGCUUCUUCAGCUCUGACAGGAUGGUGAGGAAUGGAAGGAUUUAUAUUCCUUGCAAACAGCUGGUCAUUUGCAUCCUUUUAGAGGGUUGUUGAAGCACUUGGAGCUUUAUCUGGGUCCUCAAGGUCACCUGAGUAGUGCUUCUGGUUCCUGUAGUCUGCAAUUUUUCCUUUGGAAAUCCAUUCCUACUCCCAUACCAUUCAAAGGGUGUUCAUCCCAGAUUGUAUAGCUAAAAUGACCUGGAUGACUGAGACUCUCUAUAGACCAGGGGUGAAAUCCAGCAGGUUCUGACAGGUUCUGGAGAACUGGUAGAUGAAAUUUUGAGUAGUUUGGAGAACUGGCAAAUACCACCUCUAGCUGGCCCCAGAGUGGGGUGGGAAUGGAGAUUUUGCAAUAUCCUUCCCCCAGAAGUGGGAAGGGAAUGGAGAUUUGCAGUAUCCUUCCCCUGCCACGCCCACCAAGCCACCCCCACAGAACUGGUAGUAAAAAAAAUGGAUUUCACCACUGCUACAGACAUUUGCCUCCUGAAAAAAGUACCUUUGGGACAAUAUAAUGAGUUGUUUAUUUUAGAAUUUUUUUACCAUUUAAUGUUUUAUUUAUAUAUUUAUUUUUAAGUGGCUGUUUUGCUAGAGUGAAGGAACAGCCCACCUGACAGUCUCUGAUGGAGCUGAGAAUUUCUCCCCCAGUUUCAUUUGGGGAGCUCCGAUCCUUUCUUUUCUGCUGUCAUAUUAUCAGUCAUGAAAAAAGGUGGUGAUGAGCAUGCCACCUUUUGGAGUGUUUUCCAAUUGCCUCUCUUUGCUCACUUGUUAGAAUUCCAAAACAAGAUGUAACAUUAAGGGAUCUCAUUAUUUUGGAACAUUACCAAAUACGUUUAGAAUUGAGAAUUUAGAAUUGCAUCCAUGUGAUAAGAAUUACCAACUUUAAUCAAACGAAUCAUUUUGGGGGGAAAAUGAUUGUCCAGUUGAUUAGGAGGUCUGAAAACAAAUUUAAACUAUUAACUUUACUAAUACAGCAAUUUGCUUAGAACUAUUUUCUACAUAUACAGUGAAAUAUCCAAAUUAUAAAAGUCAUCACAUCUUUUUUUUAUCUUUCUGUCGGUCAAAUACUAACAGUAUUCAUAUAAUAAUUAUUUGAGCUUUGUCUAAAAUAACUUAGAUAUUUGAGUUGUAUGUAAUUGUGUCCAUUUUCUGAACAACUUACUGUCAGGUUUCCAAGUGAUGAAACCCAUUCAAAAAGAAAUAGAGAGCUAAAUAAAACGGCUACACAUAUGUCAAAUUCGGGCUCGUCAGUUACAUUUCUAGCAGGAUGGUCUAGAAUUUCCUUGCUCUCCAAAUUUCUCUAUAUGUUUGGAAAAUUCGCAUGGACUAUUUGUGGAUUUCUGGAGAAAAGAGGGGAAUCCAACUUGUUCAAUGAUACUGGAUGUUGUGUUUUAACUUUAUCAGUAAUGCUAAUACUGAACCUUAUACUUCACUACUGAAUAGUCCAAUAGGCAUAAAUGAGCCCUCUUAUAAUGCAUUCAAUAUUUUUAUUUUAAAAACAUGCUGGAAAUUGUAAUUUCUGUUUGUUCCAAUACAGAUUAUUAAGUCAGCUUUUGUAGAAACAUUUCAGUCAUCUUUGGGGAUUCCACUAUAGUUCAAAAACAUUAUUCUUGUAAUUUUCAUUUCCCCCCAGCUCAACGAGGUCAGCCAGAAACAUUUGAAAAAUAGAAUCUGGCUUUUUGGCAGCAAUGGUUUUUCUGAUCAGACUUCAGGGGUCUGCAACCUGCGGCUCUGGAGCCGCACGUGGCUCUUUCAUCCCUCUGCUGUGGCUCCCUGUCACCCAAAAUAUGCGUCACAACUGCCAGUGUGCGACACCCACCGGCAUGUGAUUUAUUGAGCUUCUCAGCCCAUCUUUUUUUUCGGAGUUCAAAAUGUUUUUGUUGCAUGCAGAAAUAUUUUUCCCUCUGUAGCAGUUCAUUGAUUUCAUAAACGCAACACACUAUAGGUUUUUUUAUACAUAGCAUGAAGGUAAAAAAACGACAUAUGCAGUGUUAUCUUCAUUUUAAAUGUCAAAAGGGUUUUGGGGCUCCCGGUGUUUUCUUUUCUGUGGGAAAUGAGUCCAAAUGGCUCUGAUUGUUUAAGAUUGUCGACCCCUGUGCUAGGUCAACCUUCCUCACUGCUGUCACCUCUUUUCUCUCCUAUCUCAAGUUAAGUUUUGGCCAGUGAUGAUAGAAAAACUUUAGUGAGAAAGCUGCUGUUUUCCAACUAAUCAUGAAACAAGCCAAGUAAAAUCACUAUUACCAUUGUCAAUCUUAUUUUUGAAAUAUUUGUUUUCAUAUGAACUCUCAUGAUACUAUUGAUUUUAAAUUUUGUGUCAGAAUUUCUAGAUAGCUGUACCUCUUUCAUUUUUCUGGGACUUAAACCAGCAUACCUAUUUUUUUUUUUUUUGCAUCGUAUCUGCUCUCUACUGAUGCAAUUUCAUAGCCAAUAAUAAAAAAAAGAAUAAAGAGUUAUCUUCUAAAUUCUUAAGAAAGACGUUUUUGUGCUGAAUAUAGUAUUCUAGAAAUAUAUUAAAUUUUAAAUUGGAUAAGGAGGAUUUCCUGAAUAAAAGGAAAUCCAAAGUAUUAAUUUACUUGCCCCUUUUCAAGUUUUGUGAAUUUUUUCACAUCUUUAAAACGAAUUUUACCAAGCUUGAGGUGGAAUCUGCCAACAGAAAAGAAAUCCAAGUGAAUGAAUAGUAAUAAAGUUUAGUACUUAGUUUAGUAUUAUUAAUUAAACAAAGUGAUCCAAUCUUUACCACUUUAGAUUGAGUAACUACAUGUACCAUCUUUAGUUGCGACAACAAAACUCUUGCUGUAAUUGGCAAGUUACUCUUGUAUUUUGUUUAUUUAUCAAAUUUAUAUACCACCCAUCUCACUGUCAAGUGACUCUUUGUAAGAAUUUUGAUCCAUUCUUUUAUGGCAACUUACUUCAGGAUUUGAUAGUCUUCUAGCAUAAAUUUCUAAAU